Molecule: messenger RNA, 2449 nt
Organism: Hevea brasiliensis (rubber tree)
Lineage: Eukaryota; Viridiplantae; Streptophyta; Magnoliopsida; Malpighiales; Euphorbiaceae
Product: probable folate-biopterin transporter 2
Exons: 5
Coding region: 571-2070 (499 amino acids)
Cellular component (GO): membrane
Source: RefSeq, a predicted model, not a curated record
CUGUUUUUUCCUUUCUAUUUUUUUUUUUUUCUACAUCCAGUUAAAACUUAAAGCCCUAUUUAGUAUUAAGAAGAAGAGGAGCUUAAUCCUGCUCUUGCAUUGUAAUCAUCCCCUUUUAUUUUAUCUACAUGUGAAAAAUCUGGUUUCUUGUGUGAAAUGAAUCUUCAGAAAAGUGUCAGAAUGAUUUUAUCGUACUUUAAUGCGUGUUUAUUUUAAUAUAUAUAUAUAUAUAUAUAUAUAUAUAUAUACACACACACACACUUUUUCUUGGUCUUUUUCAGUAUCCAGUUUUUUUUUUUUUAAUUUUUUUUAUGGAGUUUAAAGAAGUCCAGAUCAGAGAAGACGGGUUUGUGAAGUGGGUGAGCGUUUGCCUUUUAUAUAGCCAAAUUUCAAUUCUUGAUGGGGACUUGGGAAAAUUUCAAAGCAGCUGUCCAGGGAAAGGCUGAUUUGUAGAAGCGUGUUGUUGCGUUCAACUUUCGAGAUCUUAGUUUCUUUUUCAGGAAUCCCAGUUGAUUGCGAGGUGAAAAGUUAAGAAAAGAUUUGAUUUUGUGAACUGGGUGGUUGUUAGUUAUGGUAGAGGAUGAGAAUCUGGAAUCCUCUUGUGGUGAGGAGGCUUUGGAGGAAGAUGAACCCAGACAAGGAGGGUUCUGUGACUUUUUUUCUACUCCAAUUUAUUGGUUCAAAAUGCUUGCCAGUGAGACACAUUCGAGUUUUGUGUUUGGUGUGUUGACUGUCUAUGGAAUAAGCCAGGGACUGGGAGGAGCUUUUAGUCGCGUUGGCACUGAGUAUUACAUGAAAGAUGUUCAAAAGGUGCAGCCUUCGGAGUCACAAAUUUAUCAAGGAAUUAUUUCAAUUCCUUGGCUUGUCAAGCCUCUAUGGGGCCUGCUUACAGACGUUCUUCCUGUCUUGGGGUACCGCAGGAGGCCAUAUUUCAUUUUAGCUGGAUUGCUCGGUGUGGUCUCCAUGCUUUUGUUGUCAUUGAAUGAGAACCUGCAUCUUGUAUUUGCUUUGCUGUCAUUGACAGCUGGAAGUGCUGGUGUAGCAAUAGCAGAUGUGACCAUAGAUGCCUGUGUGGCUCAAAAUAGUAAUACUCAUCCUCAUCUUGCGCCUGACAUGCAAAGCUUGUGUGCUUUGAGUUCAUCAAUUGGAGGACUUGUGGGGUUCUCUAUCAGUGGUAUUUUUGUCCACUUGAUUGGCCCUAAGGGCGUUUUUGGCUUGCUGACAAUCCCAGCUGGAUUAGUACUUUUAGUUGGACUUCUGCUUGAUGAACCCGUAAUGGCAAAUUUUAGUUACAGACAGGUAAACCAAAAGUUUGUUGAUGCUGGUAAGGCUAUGUGGACAACAUUAAAAUUCCCAGAUGUGUGGCGACCAUGUUUAUAUAUGUAUUUAUCCUUUGCAUUGAGUGUGAAUAUUCAUGAGGGGAUGUUCUACUGGUAUACAGAUUCAAAAGAGGGACCAUCUUUCUCCCAGGAGACCAUAGGUUUCAUAUUUUCAGUUGGUUCAGUUGGAUCUCUCUUAGGAGCAAUUCUAUACCAAAAUGUUCUGAAGGAUUAUCCUUUCAGAAACCUGCUUUUCUGGAGUCAGUUGCUAUUUGGUUUGUCAGGCAUCCUAGAUUUGAUAAUGGUGCUGCGACUGAACUUGAAAUUUGGCAUACCAGAUUAUGUCUUCAUUGUGAUUGAUGAGAGUGUCUCUCGGAUGAUUGGAAAUCUCAAGUGGAUGCCUCUUCUUGUGCUCAGUUCCAAGCUUUGUCCCCGUGGUAUUGAAGGCACUUUCUUUGCUCUCCUCAUGUCAAUUGAUAAUGUGGGACUUCUAACAUCUUCUUGGGGAGGAGGCCUUCUACUUCAUUUAUUGGAUGUCACUCGUACAAAGUUUGAUAACUUGUGGCUGGCCAUUAUAGUACGGAGCAUUUUGAGAGUCAGUCCACUGUGUCUGAUAUUUUUGGUUCCCAGAGGUGAUCCCAAUGCUUCUGUACUUCCAAGUGAAAUCUUAGGUACAAAGGAGAGAAAUGAAACUCCAGAAAAUGAGAAUAUCGAGUUGGUCUCCCUCGUAAGCCGUGUUGAUGGUAAAUAGCUUUAACAACAUUGCUGACUUGAAAUUUGAAUCCAUUGCAAGCGGCAUUUAUGGUAAAUAGCUUUAACAAGAACAUUGACAGUAAAUUCGAUCAAGUUUAAUUGAUGCAAAUAUGGAGGUCAAAGCCAAAGUCUUCUUGAGACAAUAUUGACAGUAGCUAAUCCAAAGAGAGGAACCUGGCGGGGUGGCGCCAUUUAUAAUUGUUGCAGGAAUAUUUUCCAAUCGUCUUUACUGAAUUUCUAUAGAUCAUUCAUGUGAUAAAACUGAGUUCACUGUUAGUUCUGGAAUGUGAAGGAAGAAAAAAAAAAUGGUUCUUGUACUCUUUCAAUACCGAAUACUUGAUUUCAUUAGUAUAUGGAGGACUCAUGAUUUUUUUCUU